Messenger RNA from Phycodurus eques (leafy seadragon), 8099 nucleotides. RefSeq names its product nuclear receptor binding SET domain protein 3 (gene nsd3). Lineage: Eukaryota; Metazoa; Chordata; Actinopteri; Syngnathiformes; Syngnathidae. The record is from RefSeq and is a predicted model, not a curated record. Gene Ontology annotation, cellular component: nucleus; chromatin. The transcript is spliced from 25 exons. Gene Ontology annotation, molecular function: histone H3K36 methyltransferase activity; protein binding. Gene Ontology annotation, biological process: regulation of DNA-templated transcription. The coding region runs from base 234 to 5060 and encodes 1608 amino acids.
GAGCAGAUAGCGUAACAUCCCCCUCCUCCUCUCUGUGGAGAAUUGCGUUAAAACGAAAAAGGAUAGGCCUGCGCGUUAUCAAUAUAACAGAACACAUUUGUUUUUUUUUUAAAUUUAUUUUCUUAUUUCUAUAUUAAACGAGGACGCGUUGCUGGCUGGUGUAUGUGUUUAGAAUGGGACACGCUGAAGGUCCAGUCAAAGAAAAAGACAGUUAAGGAUGCCGGAGCCCAACAAUGGAUUUCUCCUUCUCUUUCAUGCAAGGGAUCAUGGGAAAUACAAUUCAGCAACCCCCUCAGCUUAUUGACUCAGCCAACAUCAGACAGGACGGCACCUGCGACACUGGCAGUGACCCGGGCGAGGAUGGCGGUCCCUCCUACGAUGCGACCCUGGAUGCAGACUUCUACCCACCCUCAGCGUCAGAGGACCUGCCACAUGUCUCCAACGGCUACCCGCCAGGUCUGGGCAUGUACGAGCCGCAGUCCAAGUUCUCCAUGUAUUCGCAGUUUCCCAACGGUUCAGCUAAUGGCUACGGGCCCAUACGCAGCUACGCGGAGCACGGCAUCCUCAUGCCGGGGGAGAGCACGGUGCUAAGGGGCCCUGGUCUCCAGGAAAGACCCCGCUCCCCUGUUUCGCCACCGCUGCCCACGCACCACCCACACCUGCACCACCACCAUCAUCACCAUCACCUCCCCCACGCGCACCACUUCCUGUCAAACACGCCCCACAUCCAGAGCCACCCACAGAGCCCCCCGCCGCUGCCCCUGCCCACCCAGCACCACCUUCCCCACACACCUCACAUCAUGACCCACACGCUGCCUCCUCCUCCACCCCUGCACCUGCCCUCGUCCAGCCCUCCCCCUUCCCUUGUGGACAGUACCCCUUCUUCACAGCCUGUCCAGCCCCCGCCCAGCACUCCCACAGGAGUGCUGAAGAAAACCAGCUCCCCUGAGAUCAAGUUGAAGAUCAUCAAGACGUAUCAGAAUGGCAAAGAGUUGUUUGAAACGGCACUGUGUGGAGAUUUGCUGCAAGAACUGCAGAAGGAAUCUCAGAAAAAUGAGGCGGCUCAGGUGCAGCGCCGACACGAGAGGAAGAAGGAGAAAAGGAAAAAGAUCGCAAAGCUACAGCUACACAUCCAGGAACAGAGUUUGGAGCCCGUCCAAGGCCAGGCAAGUAACAUGGGCCAGACUGUGGACACCCACGUCCAGCCACAACCAAGAGAGGCUCCACCAGACCAGACGGAGAAGCCUCUGAAGACCGUUAUCCAAACUGAACCAAAGGUUCCAAAAGUCAAUCAACCCUCAGUGAUCCAAGAGACAGGAUUCUGCAAAGAAUUUGUCAUUGGAGAUCUAGUGUGGUCCAAAGUGGGCACCUACCCAUGGUGGCCUUGCAUGGUAUCAUCCGACCCACAGAUGAAGGUCCACACACGCAUCAACACCAGAGGUCACAGGGAGUACCACGUCCAGUUUUUUGGCAGUGUGGCAGAGCGAGCGUGGAUCCAUGAGAAGAGGAUCUUUGUAUACCAGGGCAAGCAACAGUUUGAUGAGCUCCAGGCGGACACGCUGCGCAAGACCACAAAUACUGUGGAAAAACACAAACUUCUAAAGCCGAUCCCUCAGAGGGAGCGUGCUCAGUGGGAAGUGGGCGUGGGCCAUGCGGAAGAUGCCUUCCUAAUGACGCGUCAGGAGCGCAUCGACAACUACACCUUCAUUUACGUCGACCCGGUCCCUAACGAAGCCCCAAUUGCAAAGAGACCCAUUGGUCGGCCUGAAAAACGGAACCGGCGCUCCAGUGGCUCAACCAAUAAGAAAGAAGACGGAGGAAUGAAGUCGCCCGAGAGAGAGCAGCCACCAAGGAGACAGCUGCCACGUCGGCAGUGUAGUAUUUCCAAUGCAGAUGACAACAAUGGCUCAAAUGAGAAGAAGAACCUGAAAGGGGACCAGAGUAAGUCUGUCUCCCCUAAACAGGAUGCUGGUUCUGAUGUGGGAACCAAGCAGGAUUCUCCAGCACCAGUCAGGGCAUGGAAAACUGCAGCAGCAAGAAAGCUGCUGCCUCUCUCCAUCACCAUGAAAAGGCUGAACGUGGAGAUCACAAAGUGCGACUGGCCUCUCCUGCAGAAAAAAAUUGCUCCCUCACCUAAAAAAGAGGAGGAGAAGGAGGAGGAGGAGGAAGAGGAGGUAGAAGAGGAGAGAGUCGAGGGAGAAGGCAGGCAGCCUGACCUGGGCUACUGUUCACCUGAGGACAGCAGAGCUAAACCCGAGCCCAGUCCCGAGGAAGAGGAAGACGUGGACGAUAUGGAGGACGAAGGAGAGGAGAGGAGAGAAUCUCCCGCCAGUCGGAGGAGCGAGGAGGGCGGGACACAGCCCACCUCAUCUCCUGGCUCUCAUCACAGCAGUCCACAUGGUUCUCAAGAGAGGAAGCUGCAGCGGCGGUCAGUCAGGAGCAGGUCGGAGUCCGAGAGAGGCAAUGAGCCUGUCCCAAAAAAGAAAACCAAAAAGGAGCAGGCAGAGAUGGCUCCCGAGGCCACACCAAGGGCAGGUUCCCAGAAAGGAGCCAGCGAGAUAUCUGACGCCUGUAAACCGCUGAAGAAGCGAAGUAGAGCAUCCACAGAUGUGGAGAUGGCGUCCUCUCAGUAUAGAGACACAUCAGAUUCAGACUCCAGAGGCCUCAACGAUCCACAGGGUUUAUUUGGGAAGAGUUUUGACAGUCCAGCAGCUGCAGAUGCAGAUGCCUCAGACACUCAGUCUGUGGACUCUGGCUUGUCUCGUCAGGAUGGUAGUACCGGGAAGCGGGACACUGUCUGCCAGAUUUGCGAGGUGUAUGGCGAGAAUUUGGUGCUGUGUGAAGGUGACUGCAACAGGCAGUUCCACCUCGAGUGUCUCGGUCUGACGUCCCUACCUGAAGGAAGGUUCACCUGCCUGGAAUGUAAAAAUGGCAAUCACCAGUGUUUCAGCUGUAAGAAAGCAAGCCAGGAGGUGGCACGUUGUUCGGUGGUGGGAUGCGGAUGUUACUACCAUGAGGAUUGUGUACGUAAACUCCCAGGUACCACCAGCAGCACUGGCGGAGGCUUCAGCUGCCCUCAGCACAGCUGCGCCACCUGCUGUCUGGAGCGAGACCUGCAGAGAGCCAGCAAAGGUCGCCUGAUGCGUUGCAUCCGCUGCCCAGUGGCGUAUCACACAGGGGACAGCUGUGUGGCGGCAGGCAGUGCCAUCCUGACACAUCAUGUCAUGAUCUGCAGCAGCCACAGCAGCACCAAGAAGAACGGCCUCCUCACAUCUCCUAUCAAUGUGGGCUGGUGCUUCCUUUGUGCCAGAGGGCUGUUAGUGCAAGACCUUACUGACACCAUAUUAAGUUCAUAUGCCUAUAAGUCCCACUACCUUCUGACUGAGUCAAAUCGUGCUGAGUUGAAAUUACCUAUGAUUCCCUCUCCUUCGUCAGCUACCAAAAAGAAUGUUGGGAAAGGAGGCAAGUUGCUGUGCUGCGACUCAUGCCCAGCUUCCUUCCACCCGGAGUGUUUGGAGAUGGAGAUGCCUGAGGGGCCGUGGUCCUGCAGCGAUUGUAGGGCCGGCAAGAAGCCUCACUACAAGCAAAUUGUCUGGGUCAAACUGGGAAACUACAGGUGGUGGCCGGCAGAGAUCUGCAAUCCUCGCUUGGUGCCGUCAAACAUCCAGAGCCUUCGUCACGAUAUCGGCGACUUCCCCGUCUUUUUCUUCGGUUCCCACGACUACUACUGGAUCAAUCAGGGCCGUGUCUUCCCUUACGUUGAGAACGACAAAAACUUUGUGACGGGUCAGAUCAACAUCAACAAGACUUUCAAGAAAGCUCUGGAAGAAGCAGCAAGGAGGUUUCAGGAGCUCAAGGCCCAGAGGGAGAGCAGGGAGGCUCUGGAACAAGAGCGUAACUCUCGGAAACCGCCACCCUACAAAUUCAUCAAGUCCAACAAACCCGUGGGGAAAGUGCACAUGCAUGUUGCUGACUUGUCCGAAAUCCCACGUUGCAACUGCCGGCCUGCGGAUGAGCAUCCGUGCAGUCUCGAGUCUCAGUGUCUCAACCGUAUGCUGCAGUAUGAGUGUCACCCUCAGGUAUGUCCUGCGGGAGACAAUUGCGAGAACCAGUGUUUCACUAAGCGCCUGUAUGCAGAGACGGAGGUGAUAAAGACAGAGGGCUGUGGAUGGGGCCUCAAAACCAACCAGACUGUGAGGAAGGGUGACUUUGUGACUGAGUAUGUCGGAGAAGUCAUUGACUCAGAAGAGUGCCAGCAGCGAAUUAAACGCGCCCAUGAAAACCACGUCACUAACUUCUACAUGCUAACCCUUACUAAGGAUCGUGUGAUUGACGCUGGUCCAAAAGGGAAUUCUUCCCGGUUCAUUAACCACAGCUGCAGCCCCAACUGUGAAACACAAAAGUGGACAGUCAACGGCGAUGUCCGCAUUGGACUCUUUGCUCUCUGCGAUAUAGAGGCUGGCACCGAGAUGACAUUCAAUUACAACCUGCACUGUGUGGGCAACAGGAGAACAUCUUGCCACUGUGGAUCAGACAACUGCUCAGGUUUCCUCGGGGUGCAGCCAACUAGUGCCGUGGUGCUGGAGAAAGAGGAGAAGGCCAGGAAUGCCAAGCUGAGGCAGAAAAAGCGGAAGCUGCGGCUGGAGGGCAAACACACACACGAGUACUUCUGCUUUUGCUGUGGAGAGGGAGGAGAGCUGGUGAUGUGUGACAGGAAGGAGUGUCCCAAGGCGUACCACCUGCUGUGUCUCAACCUCAGCAAGCCGCCAUAUGGCCGUUGGGAGUGCCCGUGGCACGACUGCAGCAUCUGUUGUGCACCGGCCUCGUCUCUCUGUGACUUCUGCCCUCGCUCCUUCUGCCGAGACCAUGAGGCAGGGGCGCUCACCACAUCCUCGCUGGAAGACCGCCCCUGUUGUUCCAGCCACAACCCUCUCAGUCCUCUGGGCUCCAGCCCCAGCUCGGCUCAACCGCUGCCGCCGACUUCCUCUCUGAGCCUCGUCGCAGUCAAAGAGGAACCGCCAAGAGACGAUGUGGCACCCUCGUUACCUCGUUCCCUGUAGAGUGCACUCCCAGCACUCCACCCAUCUGUGCUCACUAAAGGGAAUAUAGAAUUUUUUUCAUUUAGUUUUUUGUCGGACCUUCGGAGCCGAGACACGUUGAAGAACUCCUUUUGUGGCAAGCGCAAUGAGAUUGGAGCAGCACCAGACUCGGACACACACACCAUCCUCCGCUCUUCUGGCUGUAAAACACGACUAACACACAAUAGCGCUAAGAUCCCGGACCAACGCCUCGUUUUGUUCUCCCCUCGGAUAAUCCCGAGUGUUGCCAGUAACCGGCUCUUUGAAGGAAGUGAGGUGGAGGGAGGGGACGCCACGCCGCUCCUCCUCUUGUUUACCUGCUGUACGCCGCGGCUGGCGUCUCUCACACACUUCCACUGCCCCGACACCACUCCUCACGUGCACCGUCAUCGUAUCGCGCUCCUCCCCUUCCUCUUUGACGAACAGGAGGGGCAACACUUUUGUGCAAUUUUUUUUUAGGCCCACACUACAUUCCAACAUUCCUUUAAUCAUGUUUUUGAUGUACUUACGGCUAUAGAUGAAUAUAAUUAUAUAUGUAUCUAUGUUUGUUAAUGUUUACAAGCAGAUUUUUCUCACUUCAUCUCGGUGAGUGGUGUAAUUCUUUGUUUAGCUGUUGCGCAGACCUCCUUGUGAAAAUUGUCCUAUUAAGGUGAAAUACUGUAUAAUGGUAUAUAACGUACUCGUAUAACAUUACACAAGUACUUGUGACUUUUCGUUUGCUCAUUCACGUGUACAUAAUUGGCUCAUAAUAUUGUAAAGUACUUACCAACGGGGAGGUGCGGCGCCUGAUUUUUUUUUUUUUUUUCUUCUCCCCCCCCCCCAAUUUUCUCUGAGCCGCCGUCAUGCUCGAGGGAGGGAGGAGGGCCCAGCCAAUGAGCACUGCUAUCUGAGUAUAUUGUUAAUCAGCCUUAAGGGAUGAUGACUUCAGUUCCAUUGUGGCUGUCGGAACUACUGCCCAUAUGUGUUUCAGUAACGUUUACGUACUGUGACCUUUUUAUUUUAUUUUAUUUUUUGCCAAAACUUCUCUGAAAAGCACUUUCACAUGCCUUGUCACUACAAUUUUUCGUUAGGACACACAUAUACAGAAAUGUAUAUUAAAGGAACGUAGGUUUUUUAAAAAUGGAUACCUCUUCUUCUGGUAGUAACAUAAGAAUUUAAACUGUUGUGACAAAAAAAAAAAAACUUUUUUUGGGGGGGGGGGCAAAAUUGGAAUAACUGCCAGUCUCAUGUUGAAGAAAUGAUGGAUCCGUAUCAAGACACACAGUCCAGGAUAGUGUACAAAAUACAAACUGUACAGUGUUUUUAGAUUGCUCAUCUGUCAAAUCUUUUGUAUUUAUUGCACCACAUUUUAUACCAAUUGCUUUGUUGAACACCAGUACAGUACUCCAUGUUACCACCAUGUGACAAUUAAAAAGAAAAAGAAAAAAAUCAGAGGGGUUCACGUAUUAUACCUGUAAUCGGUGCAUACUUUUUUUUCUACAUCUGUUUAAUGAUUCCACAUUUGCCGCUGCUCAUGUGUAGUGACUCGUCACUGUAUUUGCUGUCAAAAGCAGUUCAGUAUUGGAAUGUUUGUUAUCAUGCCUCAGCCUUUGUCUUGCUCCUGAAGUAACUAGGGUAUUUUUAUUUUAUUUUUUUACCUCCCAAGGUGAUCAGUGUCUUUAAGACACUUGAGUGAGUGCCAUUGCAGAACAAUUUAUUCAGGAAAUUUUCAACCACGAUGUAGGUGCCAUUUGACAUUAGGAAAAAUUCUGGUUCUCAGUUGCAUUAAGUUUCAUGGACCAUAUCUCCAUGUUCUUUUUGAACUUAUGUAUGUAAAAAUGUCUUAUUUGUUGGCAUUUCCCCUCAGUGAUAUAUAUGCCCUUACCCCCAACGCCCCCACCCCCAAUACUUUCUCUCAACUUAAUCAUCGGAUGUCAAGGCACUUUUAUUUUCACACUCACAUGUUACCAACCAAACUUGAAUGUUAUUAUUUAUUCAUGUGUUAUUUUCAAGUGUACACCACAGCAUAUAUAUUUUUUUGGGGUGGGUGAAUCAUAAUGGCAUAACUGGUCUUUUGUCUUUUCAAGGUGACUGUUCAGCUGAAUGCAUACAGUCGAGUCGUAAAAAUGCCUCAUCAAAGCGCAUUUUCUGUUCCUUUAUUGUACUUUUUUUAUAAUAAAGGCAGCGGCCUUUGUUUUCUUUGCACAUGCUGAUUGCAUGACACCGUUGCGCAGUGCCAUUUUGUCCUCUCUGCUAAUACAGUGGCAGUAUUAGAACGCUUCAUUUGUGUCUUGCAUCUUUUCAUUUGUUUAGAAAACAGUAGUUUUGUUUAUUAGUGCCAAUUUUUGGGUGGAUAAUCCCCCCCCAGCAUGUUUCUUCCCUUGUAAGUGACCCUUAUAGCCUCAGAAUGACUUUUCAAAGCAUCCUGGAAUUCUUUUUUUUUUUUUUUUUUUUUUUUUAAAUAACUAUUCUUACAAUUAGAAUCAGACACCCCUCUCGUGCUUCAAAGUUUCCGUUCACUGUAACAUCUUUUUCGUGCAAUUCUGCCGACUGUUGUUAAUUUUUUGAUUGACAGGCAGUCAGAGGAGAAUUAGUGUUUGUGCUGAUCUCACCUGCAAAGCACAAUUUGUUUUUGUUUUUUGUUUUUUUGGUAAUAGAAUUACUUUGGGUUACUAACUGGUCUCAUAUCUAUCUCUCUUGGUGUUGCUUCAAUGAAAAACGUGGAUGACCAUGUUGAUUACUGUUCAACCUGUGUUACUGCAUAUUGUUGGCAAACCUGUAAAUAGUCUUGCAUUGUAUUUGCAUAGAAUCAUGUUACUGUGGUGUGCUUGGUUUUUGUUUUGUUUGUUUGUUUUUGUUUUUUUGCCUGUACAAUUACGCUUCUAAAUGUGUGUGACUGUUGGGAAGACACUCUUUUUGUACAUGACAGUCUUUUUAUUUGAAAAUAUGACUUAUGUCCUUUUUUUCAUUCAAAGGUUGAGUUGGAAGAGUUCAGACAUGCCUGAAGUUUGACUUUAAUAAAGCUGUACUCUGUUUCAGUGA